Paramuricea clavata is the source of this 2688-nucleotide messenger RNA. NCBI's taxonomy places the organism in Eukaryota, Metazoa, Cnidaria, Anthozoa, Malacalcyonacea, Plexauridae. The record is from the annotation of a GenBank genome assembly.
UUGAAAUUAGAAGAAUCGUCUGUGGAGUACCUUCAGGUGAGCUGUUUGAAAUGGUAUAUUUUAAAAGUGGUGAUCUAGUGUAGGUUAUUUGGAAUAGUUCUUUCAAUGAUCCUCCUCAAUGAUCGUUUUUAGCGGAAAUAUAAUUUGAACUACCAAGAAUCCAGAAAGACGCUUGGCCAAUAUGGCCUCAGUGGGCAUGCACAUACGAUUAAGAUCAAAGACCUUUCAGGUAAUGUACGUUAUUGGCGUAUAUACGCAUAGUCUUGUUACUUUGUUUAGUAAAUAUCAAUUCUGCUCUUCUCCCUCCAUUUUAAGCUUUCAAAUAAAGUUAUUUUUCCUCAACCUGGUCUACUUUAUAGCCUGGUUAUUUUUUAAAACGACGUACUAUUUCGUAAAACUGAUUUAGUUGUUUGCCAUCUUAAAUCUUGAAGUUAUCUUGUUGAAGAAUGAAAGUAGUGAUACAUUAUAAUUUGGUUACAGAGCUCAGUUGUGUUGUUAUCUAAUCAAUAUACACAGGGGUGGAUCCAGCAAGGUUUUUCUAGGGGGUUCUGGGUGAGCAGCCGAGUGUUCCUUUAUAAUUAUUUAUGGUUUGGUGGGAGAGCAUUCAAAUGAAUUGGCUUUCUAACGACUUGAGCGCCGAAGGCGCAAGCUCCCUAGGUGGUCCAGGGGUAUACCCUCCGGACCAUUUUGAACUGAUUAGAACCCUAGAAAUGCCAUUUCCUGCGAUAUGGGCAUUGGAUUAUGAGCUUCAGUAUGACUUCAAAAAAGGAAAAACCUUGGAAAUUGUGCCAUAUUUCUGAAUUUGAUUUUUGCACACCCCCCCCCCCGUUGACCAAGGCCAACAGGGGUGUUCACCCCCCCUAUAAAUCCACCCCUGAAUAUACACUUAUGUCUAGUUAAUUUAGAAGACUUUAAGACUCCAAGACCGCUCCCCACAGCCGCCUACUUUAUCAACACAGCCACCUCAGAAUAAUUCUGAAAGGCCUGAACUUCUGUGUCAUUCGUUUUAUAUAUAGGAGGACAAAAAUCUCGAGUGGCCUUUGCAGAUCUUGCGCUGAGUAAUCCCGAUGUCAUCAUUCUUGUAAGUAAACUGUCCAUUCACUGAUGUAAUCACAUUUCCAAUAAUCCAUGUAUUCAGAAAUAAUUUCUUCCCCUUGUUCUCAGGAUGAACCUACGAACAACUUGGACAUUGAAUCAAUCGAUGCUUUAGCUGAAGCCAUAAACAAGUACACUGGCGGUAAGUUAAAACGUCUAAAAAUUCUACAAUCUUUGGACAUAACUGGUUGAGAUUAUUUCCCCCCGAAAAUUCGCGUAUUUUUAUGAUAAACUCCAUGUUGAAUCAUGUUGCCAUUCUUAAAGCCCCGCUCCCCCAACUCAAUGUUGAGCUUGUAUCAUGGUAUAUUACCAAAAGUUCUUUCGGCGUUGUUCACAACAUUGAACUUGGGGGGGGGGGAGGGGGAGACAAAGUUUGUUUUGUCAAUGUUCAAUAACUUUGUACUAUUGGCUGGAAUGGUCUCAAGGGUUUUGUCCAAGAUUGUAGCUUCUAAUUUUUGCCUGCUUUGUCAUAUGCACAGAUAUUCGUUAGAACUUUGUCCAGUCCCAAAAACUGAGCAAACUAAUCAUGAACAAAGUAUUAUAAUUGGCUAAUCUUUAAUAAGCGUAUAUCUAAAGCUAUAGACAACCAAUGCAUAACUUUAGAUAUCUUUUAAGAUAAAAAAGUUACUAUAUAUAUUGUUCUAGUUUACAGAAGCAUAGAAUAGGACGAAGGUAACAAUGCAUUAGAAUUAUGUAGAUAAUUUUCAAUCUUAUUACCUUCGUUGUAUCUAUGUUUCUGUAACUUGCAACUAUAGUAACUAGGCGAGUGAAUUAUCUAAAGCCAUUUAAUCACUAUCAAAGCUGUAAACCACAUUACAUCAAAGUUUCUGUGAUCUCAGUAGGAAUUUUGCAUCGCGGGGAAUUCUAAGUUUUGAAGUGUUGAAGGUCCAUACAUAUUUGGAAAAUUUAAACUAGAAUCAAACUUAUCGUUCAGUGAAAAUCGAAAAAUCGCGUGGCGUUGUCGAAUCGCGUCCGGUGUGUAUGAGCCUUUAGUAUCACAUUUUUUAGCAAACUGACUUAGGGGCGGACAUUAGAAAAGUAAUGGGGGAGGGGGGGGGAGGGGGACUUUUUCAACUUGUACGAAUAUUUUUUUGCUUGCGUCGAUAAUUUUUUUAAAUAUAUUAUAAUAAUUUUUUUUUUAUUUCAACUUAUAAUUUUCCCUAUUGAAAAGUCUCUGCACGAAUUUUUUUUUCAAACUGUUUUGGUGCACGAAUUUUUUUCUUUCUGUUUCCCCUUUUUUUGAACCUCCCCAUCACUUUUCUAAUGGUCCGCCCCUUAAUCAUUAAUGUUAAACACUGAGUCAAUUCCCUCAAACAUUUCUGACACUGUGAUCUCAGAACCUUUGAUCACUGAUCAGUGUAAACCAGGCUUAAAAUUUUGAAUUGGGUAUAAACAAGCGUUAGCCAAAUUUGUCUAUUAUCAUAUUUUGAAGGUGUAAUCUUAGUAAGCCACGAUGCGAGGUUAAUUUUGGAAACCGAAUGUCAACUUUGGGUGGUCGAGGAUAAAAAUGUUCACGAAGUCGAAGGCGGUUUUGAGGACUAUCGACAAGAAAUACUGGACAAACUUGGCGAAACUUUAGCGCCGUCUGCCUAA